AUGGCCGGAGAUCCGGCGCAACUGUCACCGGCUGACGAGGUGAUCAACUCCGCCACGGCGGAGGCGGCGGAUGCGGAGGAGAGGAAGAAGACGGCGUGGAAGAACAGCUGUGCGUCUAAUGGCGUGAUGACUACGGACAGCAGGGUGAUGGGAGGCGUCUCGUGGCCGGCUCUCUCCGAGGCUUCUUUCAUGGCGUCGGCUAGAUCGUCCUCCUCCUUUCUCAAUGGCGUCUCCCAUGGAACGAGCUCUGCGGCUUCAGUGAGAUACAUUUCCUCCUCCUCUUUUGAAUCACGCAUCGAUUUUGGUUUCCUCGCUGCAUGCCCUAACCUGCAUCUGUCAUCGCUCUCCAGAAGACGGAGAACGAUACCAACUCUAGUUCAUCCUCCGCUCGGGCGCCAAUGAAGGAGGAGAAAACCAAGGAUCACGGCGCUUAUUUUGGCAGCGCGAAGGCAGAAAAUGGUGGCAGCCUAGUGGCCGGCGGCGGGACGGCGGCGCCCGCCGUGUGCCUGCCGGAAAAUGGGAGGGCGAGAAACUCGGAGAACGGAUCUAGGCGUGGGGGAAGGCCGCCACAGGCACAGGGAGGGAACGAGUUCCACAGGAGUUACAGCGGUAACAGGAGGGGAGGAGGAAGCAUCAACAACGGGGGUUGGGGAGGGGCCAACAGGAACAAUCCUCAGAACUGGAGGGGCCAUGGAGGGCGGAGCGGCUACGACUGGAAUCGUCGUCCCUUCGCCGGCGCUGACGGAGCUUUACCUGUUCAUCAUCUUCAUCACUGGGAGCACUCACAGGCGAGAGCCAUGGCGUGGCCCUUCCACCCGAGGCACAUACCACACAGUCCACCGCCAUUCAUCCCUGCGCUCCCGCCGGUGCCUCCUCCCUUCGUGGGUACCAUGGGAUACUACGGCGAGUACCCUCUCUCCAUGGUUCAACAGAGUUCGGCCGUCCUUCUUCCCUCUCUUCUUCGUAUUUUUUAGUAGUUGGGGAGGCUCUUACCUUCGUCAUUUUGUUCCCAGGAAUGCCACCGUUGCCGCCGCCGUCGAUGUAUUACGGCCCACCGCAUGCUCUUGUUCAGGACCCGCGUUUUAGAGGACCUUCUGGAAUGCUUUACGCGGCACCAGAUUUACAGCUACGAUACCGAUUAACACAGCAAAUUGAUUAUUAUUUCAGGUGAGAAUUACGCGGAGAAUUUGGUCUGAUUUUCCUCUGGCGCAUGUAUGUCGAGUCUCUCACCCUUUGUAUUUUCAUUGCUGCAGCGAUAAUAAUUUGUCUACUGACGAAUUCUUGCGGAAACAAAUGGAUGAACAAGGAUGGGUUUCACUUUAUCUCAUUGCCGACUUCAAAAGAGUGAGUCAACUCGGUUUGUUAUAGCGUUUUUCUUUUGCUCAUUUGCUCAUUGUCAAAACGUUUUUUUAUAAAAAAAAAUUCACAGGUCAAGAUUUUGACGAAUAAUAUUAUAUUUAUAUCGGAUGCUGUGAGAGCUUCCACUGUUGUAGAGCUAGAGGUAUGCAUUCUUUCUGUGAAUCUAUUCUCUUCUGAUCCACAUAACUAUAGAAAUCUUUUAUGUGAAGCUUUCAUGCAUCAUCCAUUGAUCAACCUACUUACCUUACCUUACCUUAACAAGGUUAUUAUCAAAACUGAAGAAAAUAAUUCAUUUCCUUUAGGUGAGUAUUUUACUAGUGAUUCUCCUACUAUUUUGCAGGGAAGUAAGAUAAGGAGGCGGAAUGACUGGAUGCGCUGGCCGUCGUUGAGGUCACUGGCCACUCCAAGCACUACGGGACCUUUGACCAAUAGCUUGGCGGCGAUGGCUCUAGAUGAAGGGCAACCAAAUGGCCAUCAUUCUCCAGUGAGGUCCUCCCUCGGUGGAUAG
Spirodela intermedia is the source of this 1867-nucleotide messenger RNA. The record is from the annotation of a GenBank genome assembly. NCBI's taxonomy places the organism in Eukaryota, Viridiplantae, Streptophyta, Magnoliopsida, Alismatales, Araceae.